AUGCCUAUCACUAUGAUUACGAGUAAAAAGGAGCUUGACGACCUUCUCAAGUCCCACAAAUACGCCAUCGUUUAUGCAACUGCAUCUUGGUGCGGACCUUGUAGAGCCAUUGCUCCGAUCUUCGACAAGCAGGCCAGUGAACAUGAAAUACCUGAGAGGUUCGCGUUCAUCAAGUUCGAUACGGACGAAGCUCCUGAUAUUUCGCAAGAGCUAGGCAUUCGUUCCAUCCCUGCUUUCUUCACCUUCGAGGAUGGUGAAAAAGUUGAUAGCUUAUCUGGAGCUAAUCCUCCCGCACUUCAGAAACUGGUUCAAGAUCUAGGUGCAAGGGCGAGCCAGGGGUAG
This is a messenger RNA of Fusarium sp. VM40, 342 nucleotides long. NCBI's taxonomy places the organism in Eukaryota, Fungi, Ascomycota, Sordariomycetes, Hypocreales, Nectriaceae. The record is from the annotation of a GenBank genome assembly.